AUGCCACCACAAACUCAGAAGCAAAAGCACAAAACAUUGACAAUUAAAGAAAAAUGUGAUAUUUUAGACCGCUUAAAUCGCAAUGAAACUUUCAGUAGUUUAGCAAGUGAAUACGGUGUAGGACGAUCUACAAUUUAUUUUAUUAAAAGAAACCACGAGAAGAUCAAAAGGUUCGUGUCAACUACUGACUGCGGGCCAGGCAAGAGACAGACGCUCAAGAAAGCUGAACAUCCAGAAGUGGAAGAAUCUUUGUACAUGUGGUUUCUUCAGGAAAGAAAUAGGCAUGCAGCAAUUUUAGGACCUAUAUUCAAUUUGAUACUCGAAAUCGCAGAAGCUGUUCCACGGAUUGGAUGUUAUCGAACCCGUUCCAGUGAUUCACCGACCCAAAAGGAGCGUAGAGUUAUACAUGGGGCGGCUAAAUCGGCAAUGCACGCCUGCGUUCAAACAAAUAGCGGCGAGCCUGCUCAGUACUAG
Molecule: messenger RNA, 474 nt
Organism: Acanthoscelides obtectus
Lineage: Eukaryota; Metazoa; Arthropoda; Insecta; Coleoptera; Chrysomelidae
Source: the annotation of a GenBank genome assembly